CAUCCGAAGGUAGACUUGCCAGGAGAAUGUCUGUGCAAUUACUGCAGGGAAUUCUCAGAAUAUGAACUCCACCUAAGGCUCCAAGCAUUUACGUACAUACAGCGCAAUGCGUGGUAGAUUAUUGGAUUUAGUGAAGGUUUGUCUGAAAUGAUGAGUUCCUUCUUGUCAACAUGACGUCACAGUCAGUGUCUUCGUUCACGGCGCAGCCUCGGGGCCCAUAGCUCAGAGGAGCAAAUAACCUGCUGCGCUUUUUAUAGAAACUUUGGUAAACGUUUUCUUAGCCACAGUGUUCUUUUCUGGGAGAUGCCUUGCAUGGUGCCUAGGACAGAUAUGCGGCAGGUGCAAGAGAGAGUAAGAUGUUACCAAUGUUAUCAUUGAUUUUUCAUCCAGAAAUGACCUAAUUAUGACUGAUAAGGGAUAUUUCUAAUUUGCUUAGCACUAUAUUCAUCACCACAGACGUAACUCCAAUAAAAGCUGCAGGAAGCGCCGUAUUGACUGAGAUUUCGACCAGGACUGUGAUUGGAGAAACAAUGGCUUUGCAGACGACGUGAAAGACGAGGGCAGCACUGAAGGCAAGGGGGAACUGCUGAAGGUGCACUGUACCUACUUCUGGUAACCAGCAUUCUUACAAGUCACUCCGUGAGCAGUUUUAACUGAAGAAAUAUCCACCUGAGACGUAAACGACAGGAGAAAGCACAGAAAGGCUUAACGGUUUCUUAAAAAACACGCAAAAGAAUGGGCCAAAGAAUUGUGAAGCAGGAAAUCAACGAGGCGGUGAAGCUGUACAACGCACAGGAUCACGAGGAGGCGGUCAAGAAAUGGAACCACGUUCUAAGAAAGACCUCGAACUGUCAGCUUAAGUUCCAGACUCUUGGGCAUCUUGCUAACGCUUCCAGUGACUUGGGCAAGUACAGGGACAUGUUGGUAUAUGCUAUACAACAGAUAGACAUAGCAAAUGAGCGUGAAAACACUUACAUGCGUGCCGAGGCAUAUCUGAACUUGGCUAGAGGCAACGAACGUAUUGGCGAAUAUCACAAAGCAGUGUCGUAUGCUCGGCAUAGCCUUCAGAACCAAGCAAAAGAUCCACGAACUCACGGGCAUGUGUACCUUACCAUGAGCAAUGCCUACUUCGGUUUUAGCAACUUCAGCAAGUGUCUAGAAAAUUUGGACAAUGCCCUCAGAGUCGCAAACGAGCACGGCGACAUCGUGCUACGAAUAGAGACAUAUUUCAGCGUAGCGAGGUUCUUCACGACUCUGAAAGAUUAUAACAAAGCUGUGCAAUUUUUGGACAAAUGCAAAGAGCUCUCUGUCAGCAUCGAGGUUCCUGACUUGGUUCAGAAAUAUCUACGCUUAACCUCUGUUCAUCUGUCCAUUCCUUACCGCGAGUUGGGCCAUUACAAUGAGGCAAUGGAAAAAUGCGAGGAUGCCUUGAAGUCAGCUAUGGAGAAGAACGAUAGACCCGUUCAAGCAAAAUGUUUGCACAGCUUUGCAGAAAUUCACAAGAAAUUACAUGACUUUGAGAAAGCGUAUCCCCGUUACGAAGCUGCCCUGAACAUAAUGGUAGAGACCGGGGACCGCUAUGGGCAGAUGGAGGUCCUCAUCGGCAGGGCAGACGCCAUGAUGCUUGGCAAUAAUGUCAAAAAGUCUCUAGAGUUGUACGGAAAAGCAUUAGAGAUGGCUCAAGCUUUAAGGUGCAAGUAUCAGGUUUACCACAUCCAUCGAGUAUUGGAAGGAAUAUACGAACAGCAGGGAGACUUUGACGCCGCCUACCAGGAAAAGUUAUGCUAUACACCGAUGAUAGACGAGCUAGAGGUGAGGUGCGAAGUGUGUGAAAAGAUGAUGGGCAUCGUGCCGGAACCGCUGGAUACACUGUUAUGCAACCACCUUUUUCAUGCAAAGUGUGCGAAUUUCUUGCGGAAACGCGAGGAAUUAGACCCGCGGCGUCCGUCUCAGAUCCUGUGUCCAAGGUGCCGCAUCAACAGCUGUAAGACUGACCAGGCCACACCGUCCUGAAUGUUUGCAGCGGGCUCUUUUAUCUGAUAGCGAAUACCUGGGGAAGACGGUUUAGCAGAUAACGUAGGCAUCGCUACAAGCGGUUCCAGAGGGCAGGCCACGAGGAAUGCUCUUCCUAAAGAACAGUAAAUGCACCGCACUAUAGUCAAUAAUUUACGGUGUCUGAAACUGAAGGGAGGAAUGGCGGGGGCACAUCGCUGCUGAAUGUUUUGAAUCUCUUCCUCGUGACAUAAUGUAUCAAAGUUAAUAAAAUCAACACAUAAAUGGCAAACCUGCUGAGGCAACAAACUUGUUAGGGCAAGUGUAUAUUUUCUAAUGCAACGAAACAUUCUUAUUAUCAGUAAUAUGUUUCAAAUUAAGUCCCUGAUAUAUUUGUUUUUGAUCUUAAUGUGCUAUACUAACACGUGCACCCUACUGUCUUGCAUUGCGCCAAAAUUGUACCAAUGCCAUUUACUUUUAAUUUAUCGUUUUAUUAAUAGUUUAUCCCACCAUUCUCUGUUGUAGCUCAACAUUUACACCUGGAGUGCGUUUUCUUGCCAUGUAGGGUACCCAGGCAUGUUGUAUUUUCUAUCAACAUCUGCGUCUUCUUUCAAUAUUUUAAAAAAAUAUAUUAGCUGAUCUGGCAUCCUUAGUGUGCUAUGGUAGCAAUAUACCCAGUGUAUCUAUGUUUCAUGAAGUUUUUUUUUCUUUUUGUAUUUCAUAAUGUUAUUAAACAUGCUACUGUUCCUUCAUAUGAACAAUGUAUUUAGAAUAUUUAAAGGUAUUUUUAACUUCUAAGGAAAUGUAAUUUUUAUCAGUCUAAUAAGUUUUUUCUAAUAAAUUGCUAAAUACUGACAUA
Molecule: messenger RNA, 2851 nt
Organism: Lingula anatina
Lineage: Eukaryota; Metazoa; Brachiopoda; Lingulata; Lingulida; Lingulidae
Product: 43 kDa receptor-associated protein of the synapse
Biological process (GO): synaptic transmission, cholinergic; positive regulation of neuromuscular synaptic transmission
Cellular component (GO): plasma membrane; neuromuscular junction
Molecular function (GO): acetylcholine receptor binding; protein-membrane adaptor activity
Source: RefSeq, a predicted model, not a curated record